This is a messenger RNA of Alternaria rosae, 1328 nucleotides long. RefSeq lists its product as uncharacterized. The annotation marks the transcript as partial. The transcript has 3 exons. The record is from RefSeq and is a predicted model, not a curated record. NCBI's taxonomy places the organism in Eukaryota, Fungi, Ascomycota, Dothideomycetes, Pleosporales, Pleosporaceae.
GAUGACUUUGAUGACUCCCCCGCGUUCAGCAUACUCUGGCACGUUGCCGACACGUCAGAAUGUAGUCUUUACAAACCCUAUUACCUUUGACAGCGCGUCUAGUGCAACACCACACUUGGGCACAAACCCACAAGUAGCACGCGUUGCCCAAAAGAAAAAGUACAAGUCCAUCUGGGACUGGAUCUGCAAGUUCUCAAACGCUCUCGGUGUCACCGUACAAAUAUGCUUGGCUCUCAUCACUAUUUACCUCACAUACCAUGCAAACGACAAAUCGAACAACCUAGCCCAAGAAGAAUCAUGUAGAAACCAUCCGCAUAACCCAAAACUCCAGAAUUCUACCUUAUGUAGCACGAUGAGCAACGACAACGAUCACGACCUGUUGUCACGGCGGACCUACAUACAAAGUGGCAACAGAUAUGCACUAGCGAUACAGACCAAUCCCAUCACACUCGCGAACAUCUAUACAGUUAUGAUAGCACCGUUCCUUCUUGUGGGUCUAUGGUGGGUAUGCAUUUGGUCGUAUCACAAGGAUGUUCUGCAGGAACAAAAGUCGAAAACUGUCACAACGGACCACUGUCAACAUACUUGUACUGGGGGCAUUGUCUUUCGUCGCAUGGAUGUGACCGAGGGAACGACCUUCCAGGAAAAAGACUCCCGGUUGGAAAAAGAAUAUUUUCAGCUUCGCGGAAUGUACAAUUUCUUCGCACGUUGGCCGUCUUACUGUGGUUUCAUCAAAGAAACGGAGGUGUAUACUUACUCUAUGUCCCAAAAAGCCUGGUUGAAGUCACAAAGUGAUGAGGCUACAACCAGUUCCAGCGAGACAUGGCUGCUCCUUCUCGAAACCGAACACAAACCGCAGAUACGAUUCGCAACAACGAGCGCUGGUAAAACCGAAGACGGACCUGCAUUCUGGUCCAUACAUGUCAUGAAUGUCCCAAAAGAACCUGGACACGCCAUCCGUGUUAUGAGGUUGCAUGAAGGCUUGUCCAAUAUGAAGCUCGUCACACACGUUAUCGGCUUGCUCCUAGCCAGCUACGCACUCAUGUGCUACCUUGGUUGCGUCCCAUUCAUCACUGUGGGGUACAUAUGUCUUGUCGUGCCUUUCAACAUGUACUCUCACAUGCGCAAGACAUUAGUGCGGUCCGAGGAAGGAUGUAGGAAGUGCAUCUGUCAGCAGGAAUCUCAUAAUACUGUGAAGGAUGCCAUGCGGGUGACAUUUACUUUUGAGCUGUACGACCAAAAGCUUGAAAUAGCCCCAUAAUCAUGUACGGUGCAGUCCUGUUCGGCAUGGAUAUCGAUAGAGGUAGUAGCUAAAAUUCGUCUUGUAC